AUGUUCUUACAAUGGUUGAUGUUAUGGUAUACACUUGCAUUUGCAGUUUGCGCCACCGAAUUUGGCCAUCUAAGGAGAAGUGGUAAAAUACCAUGGUAUUUAUCAACAUCAGUUUCUUCCAAUUCUGGAAUUUUAACAAAUUAUGAUAGUAGUAAUUGGAAUCCAUAUCAAACAAUAGAUCGUACAGUGAUACCACAACAUCGACAAAUAGCAACAUCUGAUCAAAAUAGCGCCACUCAAUUAUUGGAAAAUAAUGGAGAAUUAUUAUGGAACAUUCGAAAUGCACUUCAAAAAAUCACUUCACAAAUAAACGUAAAUGACUUACGUCCAAUAUGGAAUAGUAUUCAAAAUGGUGCAUUGGGUGAAAAAAUUGAAAUGUUUUUGCAACAGCAACAACGAGAAAAACAAUUCCAGAGGAAUGGUUAUGAUACAAUUUGGAAGCAAUCAAGACAAUCGAUUCCUUUUCCAUAA
Messenger RNA from Brugia malayi, 471 nucleotides. RefSeq names its product Calsequestrin, skeletal muscle isoform precursor, putative. The transcript has 4 exons. The record is from RefSeq and is a predicted model, not a curated record. The coding region runs from base 1 to 471 and encodes 156 amino acids. Lineage: Eukaryota; Metazoa; Nematoda; Chromadorea; Rhabditida; Onchocercidae.